ACGAAUAAGGGUUGGGGCUUUUCUUGCCAGAGCAGAGAGAGGGAAGGAGGCGCUGAGAGAGAGAGAGAGAAGGAGACGCUGAGAGAGAGAGAGAGAGAGAACCCUAACCGCAUCAAUGGGUAAGAACGAUUUCCUCACGCCAAAGGCAAUUGCCAACCGAAUCAAAGCAAAAGGUCUUCAGAAGCUGCGUUGGUAUUGCCAGAUGUGCCAAAAACAAUGCCGUGAUGAGAAUGGCUUCAAAUGCCACUGCAUGAGUGAGAGCCACCAGCGCCAGAUGCAGGUCUUUGGCCAGAACCCUAACCGCAUCAUUGACGGCUACUCGGAGGAGUUCGAGGCGAUGUUCCUUGAGCACAUGAAACGGAGCCACCGUUUCAGCCGUGUUGCUGCCACCGUCAUCUACAAUGAGUACAUUGCAGACCGCCACCACAUCCACAUGAACUCAACACAAUGGGCUACGCUCACAGAAUUUGUCAAGUACUUGGGCCGCACCGGGAAGUGCAAGGUCGAGGAGACACCGAAAGGCUGGUUCAUGACAUACAUUGACCACGACUCAGAGACUUUGUUCAAGGAACGGCUCAAGAACAAACGGAUGAAGUCGGACAUCGUGGAGGAGGAGAGACAAGAGCAGGAGAUCAAGAAGCAGAUCGAGCUGGCUGAAAAAUUAAUGCCAGCAUCGAGAAAUGUGUCUGAUGAGAAAUCCGAGCCACUGCCUUGGCAAUCGGAGCCUAUUGGCAAGAUUGCUUUCUCACUUGGGUCAUCUUCGAAAUUGGUUUCCGUGGAGAAUUCUAAAAGCUCUAAACCAGUGUUUGAAGAAUUGGAAACUGAGGCUAAGGCAAACAAUAUUAAAAAUGGGGAUAACCGGAUAAAGGUUGGUGGUGUCUCAGUUUUGGAUGAUUUGAUGAAAGAGCAGGAAAUGGCGAAGGAGCGUAGCAACCGUAAAGAUUACUGGCUAUGUGAAGGAAUAGUUGUGAAAGUCAUGAGUAAAGGGUUGGCUGAGAAGGGGUAUUAUAAGCAGAAGGGGGUGGUUGUUAAGGUUAUCGACAAAUAUGUUGGAGAGAUCGAGAUGCUUGAUAGCAAGCAUGUGCUUAGGAUUGAUCAAGAAGAGCUGGAAACAGUGAUUCCACAGAUCGGGAGUCUUGUGAGGAUAGUGAAUGGAGCAUAUUGCGGGUCGAAUGCGAGGUUAUUGUUAGUGGACACUAACAACUUCUGUGCUAAGGUUCAAGUAGAGAAGGGUAUAUAUGACGGGCGAGUGCUUCAGGCGGUAGACUACGAGGAUAUUUGCAAGGUUAUGUAACAAGCUUCCUGAAAUGGCGGUUGUAGGUUUUCUGAUCAAGGCAGUUGGUUGAGGACAAUUUGAUUGGGUUUUUCUUUUAUCGACUUCUUUGUUGGUGGGGAUUUUCUAGCAAACACCAUAUGUUUGAUAUUCAGCAUAAAAAAGGAUCCAGCACAGGGCUUAAUUAUUUCUCUUUUUAUCCACCCCAAUUCACAAAUGAGACAAGAGUGGGCCGAUACGGCCCCGAUACCAAUACACGAUGUCAUAUUGUAUCAUUUUUUUUGCUGGGCCGAUACAGCGACUGAUACCAUCUUUCAAAACCAUGGUGAUGUUGCUGUUGAUCUGGUACCUGUCCCAUUUCGGCACAUCUGGCCUACCUUCACGGGUUCCUCCAUGGAAGUCAAUUCAAAAUGAGCAGAAAUGUUCAAGUUGGACCUAAGCUGCAUUUGGGAUGGUGGACAAGAUUUCCAUCACCACCUAUAAGUUUUGUCUUCCAUAGGUACCAGCUUGGCAAGAGCUGGCUGCGGUUCUGGUGCACAGCCUGCCAUAGGUCAUGCACUUAUGCCACCUCAUGCGUUCAGCUUCAACAGCCUCAAAGUUGGCCCACCACCAUGUCUCUCCUCACAGACCCACCGGUUACCUCCCUUGCAUGGUUGAUUCAAGAGGAGCCACUGUUAUACCUAGGUACGAGGCCAGUUGUUUGCUGCUCUUCCCUUCUCCUGACAAUGCUUUCUCAUGAACUUGAUGGGUUCACACUCUUGUCCAAAUGGGUUCAGGGUCCCACAGGGAGGUCUUGAUUUGAACUCAGGCCUCGUAUUGAUGGAUGGUGAGAGUAGGGAUGUGGGGACCAUGAGACAGCUGUUCAGUAAUGGUCGUUAGCAGCGAGCCAGCAUGGGGAUGGCACUGAAACCGAAGGAAUCAGAAUGCAGGUAGGAGCUGAACCUGAUCAAUUACAAACCCUAGACGUGGUGGCAUUAGUUUCUAGCUGGGACUGCUUUUCUUUUUUUUUUUUUCCAAGCAACUUGGGUUGUAGAAUGUUUGAAGAGGAUUCACAUGGACGGUCCAGAAGAUGGAGAUGGUGGUGGGCCCAUUGGAAUUGAGAGAAGGAACUUGGUUUGAAAAAAAGAAGAAGAAGAAUAUGGUCGGGUAGAUAAAUUGAUAAGAAGAAAUGAUGAGUUUGAUGGUAGUUAUAAUUGUUUUUGGUGUUUCAAAUGAAAGGGUCAUUUGUAGCAGCAGCAGCAUGUGAAAAGCUAAAAGCUAGGAGAAGAGUGGGGUGGGUACACACAAAAAGGAUUUGUGAUUAUUUGUGUUGUGGCUAACGCAGCCCUACAAGUUGCAGAAAAUUCUAAUAUAGCUGGCUGAGUAUUUGGAAGAUA
Messenger RNA from Magnolia sinica, 2649 nucleotides. Its product is annotated as KIN17-like protein. Bases 116 to 1294 code for a protein of 392 amino acids. Gene Ontology annotation, cellular component: nucleus. The record is from RefSeq and is a predicted model, not a curated record. Lineage: Eukaryota; Viridiplantae; Streptophyta; Magnoliopsida; Magnoliales; Magnoliaceae. The transcript is spliced from 4 exons. Gene Ontology annotation, molecular function: double-stranded DNA binding. Gene Ontology annotation, biological process: DNA replication; DNA damage response.